AUGGAAUGCACUUGGAUACAUUUGUCCGGCUACGAUGGCCAAAGGUGUAUCAACUACCUUCUAGGGAUGUCCUUUCUUCGGAUUCCAGGAUCCGCUUCGGUCAGUCCAAGUCCAUUGCAUCUCAAAGCUCCUCCAGAUCUCGUCAUGCAUGAUUUGGUUCAUGAUCUUGCAUCAAUAAUUGCUGCUGAUGAAUUUAUUGAUCUGGAUGCUACCAAAAGCACCAGCUGGAACAAAGCUCGUUACUGCCGACAUGCACAGUUAACCAACUUUAAGAAUGAUCCCAAGGUUUUCAAAUAUAUUCCACGCAAGCUUAGGUCCCUCCACUUCAGGGAUUUGGGGGUACUGCAACUCCCGAAAAAGGCAUUUUCUCGAUCCAAGUACUUACGUGUCUUGGACCUAAGUGGGCAUUCAGCUAAAGGCCAAUCUGCUCCAAGGAGUGUGGUGCUGCCAUCUUCAAUUAAUCAAUUGAAGCUAAUUAGGUAUAUUGAUGCCACAGGCUUGCCAAUAAAAUCACUUCCUAAGCAUUUUCAUGCACUUCAAAACAUGGAAACUCUUAUUCUGUCCAAUUCCUUGCUUCAAACCUUGCCUGACAGUAUUUGUCGCCUCAACAAACUUUGCUAUUUGGACCUAUCUUUCAGUAGCAGCCUCAGUAAGCUACCUGCACCGCUAGGAGAACUCUCUCAACUCUUUUUUCUCAAUCUAUCCGGGUGUUGUACACUGCAAGAAUUGCCUGAAUCAAUUUGCAAGCUUAAAUGCUUGCAUCACCUAGAUAUGUCAGGCUGUUGUGGUCUUCAAAAGCUCCCUGAUGAAUUUGGUAGCCUUCUUAAACUCUCAUUCUUAAACUUGUCGAGUUGUUCAAAGCUCACCAAACUACCUGACAAUGUUAGCUUUCCAUGCUUAGAACAUCUGAACCUAUCAAGUUGCCAUGAGCUAGAAAACCUGCCAACUGAUUUCGGCCACAUUCGGAAACUUGAGUUCCUGAACCUCUCUGGUUGCUACAAGGUUUCAAUGCUGCCAGGAUCAUUCUGCCAACUUAAUCACUUGAAAUACCUAGAUCUUUCAGAUUGUCAUAACCUUGAAGAACUCCCUGAAUGUUUUGAUCACCUCUAUGAGCUUCAAUAUUUGAACCUAACAAAUUGUCCUAAGAUCCAACAAUUGCCUGAGUCGCUAUGCAAGUUGUUUAAGUUGAGGUGUCUCUAUUUGUCAUACUGUCUAGGGCUCAGUGAGCUCCCCUCCUCAUUUGGUGACCUUAAGCUUCAAAUACUGCACAUGAAUGGCCUUCCAAAAAUGUAUAACUGCCCUGAUAGCAUUGGCGACAUGACUAGUCUCACCCAGUUGGUGGUUGACAGUGCAACUUCUAAUUUGCUUGAAAAGGUUCUAGCCAUUCGAAAGCGUCUAAAUCUUGUGGGCACAAUAGUGCAUCAGGUACAUGAGAUAGAGAGUAGAGGAUGCAGCAGUAUAGUGGAUCUUGCAGGAUUGACUUGUUCAGAUCUGUUACUUAGAGGCCUUCAGAAUGUCAAGCGUCCAGAAGAUGCAGACAGAGUCAAACUGCGUGAUAAAUCAGAUAUUCGAGCACUAAAACUUCAGUGGGAAAGUGAAGGAGCUGAAUCUGUGCUGGACAGGCUCAUACCUCCUCGGACUCUUGAAAACUUUUGGUUACUUGGGUAUAGGAGCAAGGAUUUCCCUGACUGGAUGUUGCACAUCUCGUCCUACCUCCCUUUUCUCAGUGAACUGACCCUUCAUGGUUUGGAAGCAUGUGAUUGUCUUCCUCCAUUCGGGGCACUGCCAAAUUUAAGAAGGCUGUGUGUGAGGAACAUUCCCAACAUUAGGAAAGUCGGUAAGGAAUUCUACGGAGAUGGCAGAACUUGUAUGAAACUAAGAGUGCUGAUAUUGGUGUCGAUGGAGAAUUUGGUGGAAUGGUGGACAACAGAGUCAAGUACAGAAAACGAAGAGUUUCUUAUCCCUAAUUUGCAUCUUUUGGAGGUACUGGACUGCCCAAGGUUGAAGUUUCUACCAUAUCCCCCAAGAAGUAUGAUUUGGGCUUUGAGCAACAGCGAGACAGUUUUGCCAGAACGGGGAUUUGGAAAACUCUCGUCUUCCGUUCGCCCUUCUAAGGUGAUUCUAAAGCAUUGUAGUUUCACUGAAGACAAGUGGGAUAGACUUCAAUACUUUCCUUCACUUGAGAUAUUUCAUUUAGACUCCGUCAGUGGUUUCCGGACUUUGUCAGAGGUCAUCCUAUGCUUCACCUCUCUCACUGGACUACAUUUAUGGUCGUUGAAGGACCUGGAGACACUCCCGACAUGGUUAGGCCACCUGGGUUCGCUACAAGUCUUUGACAUCCGAGAUUGUUGCAAUGUGACAUCUUUGCCUGAAAGCAUGAAGAACCUUGCCGCUCUUAAAAAACUGAAGUUAAAAAAGUGCAAAGGCCUGGAGAUGCUGCCGGAAUGGUUGGGACAGUUAAGUUCUCUAGAAGAAAUUUUAAUCGACGAUUGCCCCAAACUAACAUCUUUGCCUGAAAGCAUGAAGGACCUCAUCGCUCUUACGGAUCUGACGUUGUUAGGGUGCAAUGGCCUGGAGAUGUUACCGGAAUGGUUGGGACAGUUGACUUGCCUAGAAGAACUUAUCAUCGGCCUUUCUCCCAACCUGACAUAUUUGCCUGAAAGCAUACGGAAUCUCUCUGCUUUGAAGGUACUCAAAAUUGUUGCAUGUCCAAGUCUAGUUGCCAGGUGCGAAGGGGAGAAUGCCCACAAGAUUCGUCACAUCCCCAGAGUCGAAUUCUGGCGUCCAAGGAGUUAA
This is a messenger RNA of Triticum turgidum subsp. durum (durum wheat), 2796 nucleotides long. NCBI's taxonomy places the organism in Eukaryota, Viridiplantae, Streptophyta, Magnoliopsida, Poales, Poaceae. The record is from the annotation of a GenBank genome assembly.